This is a messenger RNA of Paraphaeosphaeria sporulosa, 1132 nucleotides long. RefSeq names its product RmlC-like cupin. Gene Ontology annotation, molecular function: dioxygenase activity. The coding region runs from base 105 to 1061 and encodes 318 amino acids. NCBI's taxonomy places the organism in Eukaryota, Fungi, Ascomycota, Dothideomycetes, Pleosporales, Didymosphaeriaceae. The transcript has 3 exons. The record is from RefSeq and is a predicted model, not a curated record.
AACGGCAGUCCUUCUGUUGUUUCUACAGAAUUAGUUGUUGGAUUGACAAUUCCGGGCGAUAGCAUACCUUUCCACCGAUAGAUUCUCUAUCAAACGCGCCAAACAUGUCUCCACACAAGACUCAAUCCGAUGAAACUGCCGCAUACCUCUCCACACUCCCAUCUAAGGAUGUUGCGCCAUUGUGGACAGUCAUGUCCGCAAUGGUACCACCGGCACCAAACCCAAAAGCCACAGUCGCGUCUUGGAAGUAUGACGAGAUCAGACCUCUACUCCUGGAGGCUGGCCGAUUAGUUGCCGCCGAUGAAGCGGAGCGCAGAGUGCUUAUGCUCAUUAAUCCAAACAUGCGUGCACCCUACACCACGGACACAAUCUAUGCUGGCCUGCAGUUGAUAUUGCCUGGAGAGACCGCGCCGGCUCAUCGGCAUACGGCGUUUGCUUUGAGAUUUAUUGUAGAAGGCGAGAGGGGCUUCACAGCAGUUGAAGGAAAGAAGAUCAUGAUGCGACGAGGCGACGUGAUAUUGACGCCGAGCUGGCAAUGGCACGACCAUGGUCAUGAAGGCGACGGUCCCAUGAUCUGGCUGGAUGGACUUGAUCUACCCUUGUACCAGGCUUUCCCAACCAACUUUGCCCAGAUGUACAAGGAAGAAAGAUACCCAAGCGAACGCGUAGACUCCGCUCAAGAUCUACAAAUUGGAUGGGAAGAAGUUCAAAAAGAUCUCGACGCGCAAGAGGGAUCGCACGCAUUAUACCACUACCGAUUAGCUACAGGAGGCCCACUUUCUAAGACAAUGGGCGGCCAAGCCGAGCGAGUCGAUGCCGGAACCAGAUCUCCUCCGAUACGCGAAAGUUGUUCAUUUGUGUACCACUGUUACAAAGGCUCGGGAAGGAGCGAACUGCAACUGGCGAACGGCGAGAGCAAGGCAGUCGAGUGGACCCGCGGUGAUACUUUCGCGGUACCAGCGUGGACAGAAAGAGUGCAUAUGGCCUCUGAGCUUAGCUAUCUGUUUGCGGUCAACGACUCGCCGCUCUUGAACAAUUUGGGCAUGUAUCGUAAACAAUGAUGGAGAAAACCAUGGGUCAAUAGGUCGAUGUAAACAGUUCCAACGUAUACCGCGCUAGAAGUUGUAUGGGU